Penicillium angulare is the source of this 1218-nucleotide messenger RNA. RefSeq lists its product as uncharacterized. Gene Ontology annotation, molecular function: protein binding. NCBI's taxonomy places the organism in Eukaryota, Fungi, Ascomycota, Eurotiomycetes, Eurotiales, Aspergillaceae. The coding region runs from base 1 to 1218 and encodes 405 amino acids. The record is from RefSeq and is a predicted model, not a curated record. The transcript has a single exon.
AUGUAUCUACUCGACUUUCCGACCGAAAUUCUGGAUGCCAUCGGACAACACCUCGAGUCACAAGCAGACAUCAAUGCCUUGCUUCAAAGUAAUCGACGUCUUUACUCAAUUUUGAAUGCAUAUCUUUACUCUGUGAACGCGAAAUUUUUCACAGGCUCAGCAUUACUAUGGGCAGUCCAGAAUAAUCAGCCACAGACUGCACACUACGCCUUGCGCAAUGGCGUGGAGGAGCUCCUCGACUGGGACCGAGAGCCACUGCACCAGGCUGUUGAAGAUGAAAACGAAGCUAUGGUAUUGCUGCUACUCAAGUAUGGAGCUGGCGUCGAUUGUAAGAGACUCGACAAGACCCCGCUGUGUAUAGCGGCGAAAUCAGGCCAUGAAGGAAUUGGAAAGCUCCUAUUGCAGAACGGGGCUUAUCUUGAGUCGAACAAUUCCAUCAGCAGUUUUUCUCGAUACAACACCCCACUUCAUGUCGCAGCGUAUUUUGGUCAAGCUGCGAUAGUCAAGUUACUUCUUGAGAAUGGAGCAAAUAUCGAAGCAGAGGAUUCCGACGGAAACACCCCUUUGUUUCACGCUUUAUAUAAAGGGCAGAGUGCCACGUUGUGGCUUUUGAUGGAUCACAAUGCAAAAUUCCAGGGAGACGCCGAUUCCGGAAGAGCACUGGCCGAGGCAGUUCGUCUAGAAAAUGCUGAAAUAUUCGAAGGUCUGCUUGAAAGGGGCGCCGAUCCAAACGCGUAUGAUGGAUCAGGGUUCCCUCCGUUAUACAACCCGGCCAUGAAUGAGCGCCGCCACUUUGUGAAACGUCUCGUCGAAAGCGGUGCAGACAUUGAAAUAAGAGACAAUGCUGGACGUACCGCGCUCAGUAUUUGUUGUCUCUACAAUCGUGACUUUGCUGUACAGAUACUUCUUGAUUGUGGAGCAGAUCCGAACACGAAAGAUUAUCAAGGAAAUACGCCCUUGCAUAAGACUGCUACUCAUCAAAGGGAUCAUAUUGCUAGAAUUCUGAUUGGGAAAGGCGUUGAUAUGGACGCUGUGAAUAACGAUGGAGAAACGCCACUCUUUUGUGCUGUGCGAAACGCCUCAGAGCAAAUGGUGCGGCUUUUACUCCAGCAUGGUUGUGACCGUAACGUAUCAAGAUCAGAUGGAACAACGCCUUUGGAGCUGGCGACUCAGAGAGAUAAGACUGACGACAUAUUGAAGCUUUUCAAGGAUGAAUAG